AUGGCCCCGUCUCUUAGUUCCUUUACUGCCGCCGCCUUCGGGCUCCUUCUGGGAUGCGGCAUGCCGCUUCGCAGUGCAUGGGCGGCAGAAGUUGACACGAAAUGGUACGCUCCCAGCAAGAACCAGGUCAAUGACCUGGACACAGUGCCUACUGCGACUGGUGUGUACGGUUUUAUCUACAAUUCCUCCGAAAUCCCGGACAACGAUUAUGGGGUCUAUAAUUGGUGCAAUAUGCCUCACGUUCGCCGCAGCGAGUAUGUGAGGCCCAGCGCGGAGUAUGAGCUGAAAUAUGUCGAGCUCAUUCAUCGCCACCAUAAACGUACUCCCUACUCUUCUAAUGCAUUUCCCGUGGAGUCAUACCAAUGGAAUUGUGAUGAUUCCAUGCUUCAUUACUAUGCCCAACCUUUUUCUGGCCCGAAUGCCGACAGGGUCUAUCAGCAGGGCUACAUCUCCUCCAACAAUCCUUUUGUACCAUCCGGCUGGAUUGGGACUUGCAAGUUUCCCCAAAUCACCGCUGGAGGUCUGGUAGACUCGUGGCAACAUGGAGCCGACUUAUACGAUGUGUAUCACGAUCUUCUUGGAUUUCUACCACCCAAAGGCGCUUCCGGUCUUCCCUCUUCUGUCAAAUACCGCGUCACCAACAAUCUCAUUACCAGUCAGGUUGUUGGUAUGGUUAUCAAUGCCAUGUGGGACAUCACAGAGCCCGUGCCAAUCCUGGUACAGGCUCAAGGCAUCGACAGCUUGGAGCCGCAGUAUCAGUGCAAAGCUUCGGGCGACUUAUACAAUGCCAUCAAAUCCAAUUCAAAUCAGCAGUGGCGUCAGCAUUUGGAUCUAGCCGCGGAUCUCUAUCGUACUCUGGACGACAUCUCUGGUAUUCCGCGUUCGGAUGCCGGCUUCCACGAGUCUUUUGAUCACUACUAUGACAACUUGUCUGCUCGCCAGUGCCACGCAAAGCCACUGCCGUGUAAACUCGUAAGUGGCCGCAAUACCACAGAGUGUGUUACUCAGGAGCUCGCAGAUGCAGUCUAUCGCUGGGGGAAUUGGGAAUACAGUCAGAUUUAUCGCGACAGCUCCUCAUCACUUGACGCAGGCAUUGGAUCCUUCGGUGUAUGGGUCGCGGAACUGACUGCACACAUUCGCAACGUAAUUGCGGGUAAGAGUGACACCAUUUAUUACCACAACGUUGCCCAUGAUGGGUCUGUAUCACGUCUUUUGUCCAUUUUGCAAAUUGAUGAAAUGGUUUGGCCUGGGAUGGGAUCUGAAGUUGUUUUCGAAGUUUAUGAGAAAAAGAAGCAGUCAUCCCCCACGCCUACUCCGACCGGAGUCGCACCCAACUGCAAUCAUGACAACUGUUUGCGCCACAUAAUCCGCCAGUCAGCCACCGCCCCAUCCUACUGCUAUCAACUGGCGACCGCAACAGCCUCAUGGCCAUCGCAAUGUGGCGGCAGUGAGUCUCGCGUCGCAUCGGCCUGUUCAUGUCUGGAUCUUCCCGCGACUACUUCGUCUUCUUCCCCUACAAACACAAGCGAGUCGUCUGCCAGUGGAUACUACGUGCGCGUGCUUUUUGGGGGGCAGAUUAUGCGGUCAUCUACACCUGCACUUGGACUCAUUGACAUGAUUCCGGUUGAGAAACUGCUGUCCUAUUUUGAAGGCUUGGUUGGUGAAAGCGCCACUAAGAUCAAGUCGAAAUGCAACGGCAAUUAG
This is a messenger RNA of Akanthomyces muscarius, 1704 nucleotides long. RefSeq lists its product as uncharacterized. Lineage: Eukaryota; Fungi; Ascomycota; Sordariomycetes; Hypocreales; Cordycipitaceae. Gene Ontology annotation, molecular function: phosphatase activity. The transcript has 2 exons. The record is from RefSeq and is a predicted model, not a curated record. Gene Ontology annotation, biological process: dephosphorylation. Bases 1 to 1704 code for a protein of 567 amino acids.